UUUAGAGUGUCAAAACAUGUUAAAUUGUGAGAAGCCCGCUCUUUUAAAUGCCAAGGAUCCAGUUUUCUCGCCCCAAAAUCCACCGCGCGCCGGCCGCCGCCCACCACUCCACUCCAUCCCGGUCCCCGACUCCCGCGGCUCCCGUUCCCCGCGCCAUGGCCUUCCCUCCCCUCACCUCCCUCUCCUCCUCCUCCUCCCCCGCCCCCGCCCCCUUCGAUCUCCGCCUCCAGCCCCUCCGCAGCCCGCUGCUCCACCCCGCGCUCCCCUUCCCGCGCACCCUCCCGCUCCACCUCCCGUCUCUCCGCCUCGCGCGGUCCCACCUCCCUCCCAUCCCGCUCGCCUCCUCCGGCAUAGGCGGCGGCGAUGACGACCUCCCCCGGGGCGGCGGCGGCGGGGGCGGCGGAGGCGAGGGGGACGGUGGUAGCGCAGACGGGAAUGGGGACGACGCUUCCGUCAAUAGGAGGGAGGCGCUGUUCGUGCUGGCGCAGCUCGGGCGGAAGCUCGAGAGCCUGCCGGCGGACCUCGCCGCCGCCGUGGAAGGCGGCCGCGUCCCCGGGGAGAUCGUGCGGCAGUUCGCGGACCUGGAGAACUCGCCCGUGUUCAGGUGGCUGCUGCAGUUCGGCGGCUUCAAGGAGCGCCUCCUCGCCGACGACCUCUUCCUCACCAAGGUCGCCAUAGAGUGCGGUGUCGGCAUCUUCACUAAGAGUGCUGCAGAGUAUGGGAAAAGGGGGGAGAACUUUGUCAAAGAGCUUGACUUUGUGGUUGCGGAUGUGGUCAUGGCAAUAGUUGCAGAUUUCAUGCUUGUAUGGCUUCCUGCUCCAACUGUGUCUCUGCAGCCACCACUAGCGGUGAAUUCUGGAUCCUUUGCUAAAUUCUUCUACAACUGCCCAGAUAAUGCCUUCCAGAUUGCUUUGGCUGGGACAUCAUACUCACUUUUGCAGAGAGUAGGAGCUAUUGUGAGGAAUGGUGCAAAGCUUUUUGCCGUGGGAACUAGUGCCUCUCUGAUCGGCACUGGUGUGACCAAUGCACUAAUAAAAGUAAGAAAGGUUGUCAACAAGGAUUUUGCCGGUGAAGUUGAGAAUAUCCCAAUUUUAUCAACCAGUGCUGCGUAUGGUGUAUACAUGGCAGUUUCUAGUAACCUCAGAUACCAGAUUUUGGCUGGAGUGAUUGAACAGCGGAUGCUCGAACCGUUACUGCACCGCCACAAACUAGUACUGAGCGCACUGUGUUUCGCAGUUCGGACAGGGAACACGUUUUUGGGUUCUCUACUGUGGGUCGACUAUGCCAGGUGGAUAGGCAUACAAUAGUCCCAAGCGUUGAGAUAAAUUUGCACAAAGCAUUAGCAAUAUCGGUUCUUCAUGUUUUGAUACAAUUGGUACACUACUCUUCUGGUUCACAGGAGGUACUUAGGACAGAUUUUGAUUCUUCUAAAAACAAGGGAAGCCCGAACAAAAAGGGUAAUAUGUCAAAUUAUCGCAAACAAGUGAUUGAGUUCUUUUUUAUGGCAUAUGUGAUAUGUUUGUUGAAUUGGAUAAGAUUCAGACAGUUUGAGUCA
Messenger RNA from Phragmites australis (common reed), 1555 nucleotides. RefSeq names its product protein RETICULATA-RELATED 4, chloroplastic-like. The record is from RefSeq and is a predicted model, not a curated record. NCBI's taxonomy places the organism in Eukaryota, Viridiplantae, Streptophyta, Magnoliopsida, Poales, Poaceae. Bases 48 to 1307 code for a protein of 419 amino acids. The transcript has 8 exons.